GACGAUCCACGCAAGCGGUCACGAACAAAGGCGUCCCGCGACCGGGAGAAUUUGACGCCGGGGGCGGCGGAGAAUGCCGACUCUGUAACUUCUGUUUUGGCCGGGGCCGCACAAAAACACGGUAUCCCUGCUUUGGGACCUCUUCCGCCUGGCUGGGAGGAACGCGUGCACACAAACGGUCGCAUUUUCUACAUUAAUCACAAUGCGAGGACGACCCAGUGGGAAGACCCACGAUUGGAACGAUUAGGUGGGCCCGCCGUUCCCUAUUCCCGCAAUUACCGACAGAAGUACGAAUACUUCCGAUCUCGUCUACGGGCACCUCGAGAUGUACAGGCCAAGUUUGAGAUUCGGGUUACUCGCCAGGGCAUUUUUGAGGACUCCUUCCGCCUCAUCUACUCCAUAAAGAAACCCGAAGUUCUUAUGCAUCGCCUCUGGAUUGAAUUCCUUGGUGAAAAGGGCCUCGACUACGGCGGUGUCCAGCGCGAGUGGUUCUUCCUUCUUUCACGCCAAAUGUUCAAUCCUUACUACGGUCUCUUUGAGUACUCUGCAGCUGAUAACUACACCCUGCAAAUAAAUCCGCUCUCCGGUUUGGCCAAUGAUGAUCAUCUGCGUUACUUCAAGUUCAUUGGUCGAGUCUGUGGCAUGGCAGUGUACCAUGGCAAACUGGUGGACGGUUUCUUCAUCCGACCCUUCUACAAGAUGAUGUUGGGCAAGAAAAUCACACUGAAAGACAUGGAGGCAGUGGACUCGGAGUACUAUCGCAGUCUGAAGUACAUCCUUGAGUCAGACCCCCGCGACCUGGCCCUUACCUUCUCCGUGGACGAGGAACACUUUGGUCAGACUGUGGAAGUGGACCUCGUGGAGAAUGGACGGAACCUCCCGGUCACGAACGCCAACAAACGGGAGUACAUAGAAAAAAUAAUAAAUUGGCGUUUCGUGUCCCGGGUGGAGCAUCAGAUGUGCGCCUUCCUGGAGGGCUUCAAUGAUCUUAUACCCCUGGAGACCCUGCAGCUUUUUGAUGCCAACGAGCUGGAGCUGUUAAUGUGCGGCCUUCAGGACAUCAGUGUGCAAGACUGGAAAGCAAAUACUCUCUAUAAGGGUGAAUACAACGCCAAUCAUUCCGUGAUAAUCAACUUCUGGAAGACUCUGUACACUUUUACCAACGAGCUACGCAGCCGUCUUCUCCAGUUUGUGACCGGAACUUCGCGCGUUCCCAUGAAUGGAUUUGUGGAACUGUGGGGCUCCACCGGACCGCAAAAAUUUACCAUUGAAAGUUGGGGCACAGUUGACCAGCUACCGCGCGCACAUACUUGCUUCAAUCGCCUCGAUCUGCCACCCUAUCCGACCUUUGAGGAACUGCGUUGUAAACUCAUAAUUGCCAUUGAGAACGCAGAGGGCUUCGAAGGUGUUGAUUGA
This is a messenger RNA of Dibothriocephalus latus, 1416 nucleotides long. NCBI's taxonomy places the organism in Eukaryota, Metazoa, Platyhelminthes, Cestoda, Diphyllobothriidea, Diphyllobothriidae. The record is from the annotation of a GenBank genome assembly.